AAACCAUGACUACUGCCAAAGGAAUGGCCAUAGGCAUUGAUCUGGGCACAACCUACUCGUGUGUGGGCGUAUUCCAGCAUGGCAAGGUGGAAAUCAUCGCCAACGACCAGGGCAACCGCACCACGCCCAGCUAUGUGGCCUUCACGGACACAGAGCGUCUGAUCGGCGACGCGGCCAAGAACCAGGUGGCCAUGAAUCCCCAGAACACUGUCUUUGAUGCCAAACGUCUAAUUGGCAGAAAGUUUAAUGAUCCUGUUGUGCAAUCAGACAUGAAACUUUGGCCUUUCCAAGUGAUCAAUGAAGGGGGCAAGCCCAAGGUGCUGGUUUCUUAUAAAGGGGAGCAAAAAGCUUUCUACCCGGAGGAGAUCUCGUCCAUGGUGCUGACCAAGAUGAAGGAGACUGCUGAGGCUUUUUUGGGCUACCCAGUGACCAACGCUGUGAUCACAGUGCCAGCUUAUUUCAACGACUCUCAGCGCCAGGCCACAAAGGAUGCAGGUGUGAUUGCAGGACUCAAUGUGCUAAGAAUCAUCAAUGAACCCACAGCUGCUGCCAUUGCCUAUGGUUUAGAUAAAGCUGGUCAGGGAGAGCGACAUGUCCUGAUCUUUGAUUUGGGUGGAGGAACCUUUGAUGUGUCCAUCCUGACGAUCGACGACGGCAUCUUCGAGGUGAAGGCCACGGCGGGCGACACGCACCUGGGCGGCGAGGACUUCGACAACCGGCUGGUGAGCCACUUCGUGGAGGAGUUCAAGAGGAAGCACAAGAAGGACAUCAGCCAGAACAAGCGCGCGGUGCGGCGGCUGCGCACGGCGUGCGAGCGGGCCAAGCGCACCCUGUCGUCCAGCACGCAGGCCAACUUGGAGAUUGAUUCACUUUAUGAGGGCAUCGACUUCUACACAUCCAUCACUAGAGCCCGGUUUGAAGAGCUGUGUGCAGACUUGUUUAGGGGUACCUUGGAACCUGUUGAAAAAGCUCUUCGGGAUGCCAAGAUGGAUAAAGCUAAAAUCCAUGACAUUGUUUUGGUAGGGGGUUCCACGCGCAUCCCCAAGGUGCAGAGGUUGCUCCAGGACUAUUUUAACGGCCGUGACCUUAACAAAAGCAUCAAUCCUGAUGAAGCAGUAGCAUAUGGGGCUGCAGUGCAGGCAGCCAUUUUGAUGGGUGACAAGUCUGAAAAGGUACAGGACCUUCUUUUAUUGGACGUGGCUCCACUGUCCCUAGGGCUAGAGACAGCCGGAGGUGUGAUGACCGUCCUGAUCAAGCGCAACUCCACCAUCCCCACCAAGCAGACGCAGAUCUUCACCACCUACUCGGACAACCAGCCCGGGGUGCUGAUCCAGGUGUACGAGGGCGAGCGCGCCUUGACACGUGACAACAACCUGCUGGGGCGCUUUGAACUUACCGGAAUCCCUCCUGCACCCAGAGGAGUUCCUCAAAUCGAAGUAACCUUCGACAUUGAUGCCAACGGUAUUCUCAAUGUUACUGCCAUGGACAAGAGCACAGGCAAGGCCAACAAGAUCACCAUUACCAAUGACAAGGGCCGGCUCAGCAAGGAGGAGAUCGAGCGCAUGGUGCAGGAGGCCGAGAAGUAUAAAGCUGAAGAUGAAAAGCAGAGGGAGAAAAUCGCUGCCAAAAAUGCCUUGGAAUCCUAUGCUUUCAACAUGAAGAGUGCUGUGAGUGAUGAAGGCUUGAAGGGCAAGAUCAGUGAAGCUGAUAAGAAGAAAAUAUUGGAUAAAUGCAAUCAGGUCCUUGCAUGGCUUGAGGCCAAUCAACUAGCUGAGAAAGAAGAAUUUGAUCAUAAGAGGAAGGAAUUAGAGCAGGUGUGUAACCCUAUCAUCACAAAACUUUACCAGGGAGGAUGCACGGGGCCUUCCUGUGCACCGGGGUAUGCGUCUGGAAGACCCGCCGCCACGGGCCCCACCAUUGAAGAAGUAGACUAAUCUGUUCUGAAAUUGGAUGGUUCUAGGGUGCCUCUUGGUGAAUUUUGUUCCCUUCAUCUUCAAAUAUUGUUAUGGUUUUUUAAUUGACUGGACCGGAACUCAAGUUAACCAUCUGACAGAGGAGUCUCAAAUAUACCAUCUUUUCACAUUCCAAUAUUCUGUUUUGUGACUCUGAAAUGGACCCCUAGGAAAACCAGGCCCCUCUUUGAACCAUUUAAUGGAUGUUAGAUGUCUACUAUUUAUUUCUGGCACCCCAACUUUCCAGUGUGCAUGAUUACUUGUCACUCAGUAAAUCUGCUCCCAAA
This is a messenger RNA of Ochotona curzoniae (black-lipped pika), 2239 nucleotides long. RefSeq names its product heat shock protein family A (Hsp70) member 1 like (gene HSPA1L). Gene Ontology annotation, molecular function: heat shock protein binding; misfolded protein binding; ATP hydrolysis activity. The coding region runs from base 6 to 1934 and encodes 642 amino acids. The record is from RefSeq and is a predicted model, not a curated record. Lineage: Eukaryota; Metazoa; Chordata; Mammalia; Lagomorpha; Ochotonidae. Gene Ontology annotation, biological process: cellular response to unfolded protein; protein refolding. Gene Ontology annotation, cellular component: cytoplasm; blood microparticle; vesicle. The transcript has a single exon.